CUCUUUUCUUCUCUGCUAAUUUGUGCUUUUUUUACAAAUCCCAAUUCGUAUUUUAUCAAACUCAGCAUUGCCGUAUCGGCGCAUUGUUAGCAAGGUUAUUUGAUUUUGUACAUACCAUCCCAUGAUAGGAAGAGAAGACGAGGGAAAUAGCGAUAGAACGCAAAAUCUCGGGAUUUCGAGCCCAGGGACAUAUGAGAACGUCUGGGGAGAGCCCAGCACGAACAACCGCAACACGGGCAGCAUGGAUGAGGAUGAGAACGCGGCUAGCGACAGUGACGACGAUUAUAUUCCACACUUUGACGACAACGGCAGCACACACGCAAUGUUUCCGCUGCACCGCACACGGUCCUCGCAGGAAGUGCUGAUUCAGCAGCAGGACGGUGUUGGUGGAGGCAGCGGGUUGGACAUGGACGUCAUCACCGGAUGGCUGUACAAUGGCCCGUUGCAGCGCGCAAAGUACGAUGACUUUUCGACCAUCGACUGGAUCUACGACAAUACAAAGGCGCGGCACAGCAAGAGCGAGCUGCGGGCACGCGCGCAAGACAAGGGCCGCAUGGGCCAGCUUGAGCUGCUGCUGGAUGCAUCAAAGUCCUGGGCGGUGCUCUUGGCUGUCGGCAUAUCCAUGGGGCUGAUAGCCACGUGUAUCUCGGUGUCAUCGCAAUGGCUGAUUGACAUCAAGAACGGACAUUGCCGGACGGGCUUUUACUUGAAUCGCCGCUUUUGCUGCUUGAACGCUGACAACAUGUGCUUGGACUGGGUGUCGUGGAGUGAACACCUGCGCGUGCAUUGGCGGUGGCUCGACUGGCUGCUGCAGUACUUGGUUUUAUAUUUGAUGCUAUUCUGUUUGCCGUACGCCCCCUAUGCGGCUGGCCAGGGGAUUGCCGAGAUCAAGACCAUCAUGAGCGGCUUUAUGAUGCGUAAGUUCCUGGGGCUGCGCACGCUCGGGGUCAAGUGCGUCGGCGUUGUGCUUGCCGUCGCAUCGGGGCUCAGCCUGGGCAAGGAGGGAACCAUGGUACACAUUGCCUGCUGCUGCUGCAACGUAUAUACCCGGAUGUUCAGCAGGAUACGGGGCAAUGAGGUCAAGCGCCGCGAGCUCCUCUCGGCGGCAUCAGCGGCCGGAAUAUCAGUGGCUUUUGGGUCGCCCAUUGCCGGUGUGCUUUUCAGUCUCGAGCAGGUCUCGUACUACUUCCCAGCGAAGACCAUGUGGCGGAGCUUGUUCUGCGCUGCAGUCGCUGCCAUGACGCUAAAGUUCUUCAAUCCUUUCCGCAAUGGCAAGCUCGUGUCGUUCCAGAACUGGGACCUCUUUGAGCUGUGGUUCUUUGUGGCGAUCGGCGUUAUCUGCGGCGUAGUCGGGACCUUCCAGAAUCGCCUGGCACUGUAUCUGAUGCAGUACCGUCAGCGGUCGACGCUGAAGAACUUUGCGCGCGGAGAGGUUGUUGUUGUCGCCCUAGCCACGGCAGCCGUCAGCUACCUCAGCGUGUACUUGCGCGCUGACACAGUCACCCUAGUGUCAAAUUUGUUUACAGAGUGCACUGUGCAGGACACAGAUGGUUUGUGCAGCCGCAAGGACAGGGCAGGAAAUAUUUUCUCGCUGGUGUUGACGUCAGCCAUCCGCGUCGUGCUCACUUCUGUGGCCUGCGGGCUGGCAGUCCCCGCGGGAAUGUUCAUGCCGUCAAUGGGCGCCGGCGCGAGCAUUGGGCGUGCCUUUGGCAUGGUUGUGCAGACCUUGUAUGAGAACCAUCCGACGUGGAGGCUGUUUGCUGCCUGCAAGCCCGAUGUGCCCUGCAUUACGCCCGGUGUCUAUGCCCUGGUGGGUGCUGCCUCCAUGCUCGCUUCUACGACACGAAUGACCGUCACCGUGGUCGUCAUCAUGUUUGAGCUCAGCGAUGCGCUGAUAUAUGUCCUGCCCAUUAUGCUGGCCGUCACCGUCAGUAAAUCCAUUGCUGACUCUAUCGAUAAGGACGGCUACUUUGAGGGCAUCAUCAGUCUCAACGGGUAUCCGUUCUUGUCCAUGGACCAGGAGUACGUCCUCCAGGGCACCAGCGAUGAGCUCAUGACCUUGCGUGGAAUGGCCGAGGUGCUGGAGACUUCGCCGUACAGCGGCUUCCCAGUGGUCAAGUCCAAGAGCACAAUGUCGGUCGCCGGGUACAUAUCGCGCUCAGACCUCCAAAUGAUUGUCGAUCGUGCGCUAUUGUCUAGCGUGUACUCAGACUCAUCGACUUGCUGCUUUUUGUCGCGCCCACAGGACUCGGGCGAUUUUGCUCGGAAUAUGGUGGACUUUAGGCCUUGGGUCGACCAAACGCCCAUCACCAUUUACCAAACACGGAUCUUAAUGCAGCUGGGAUUGCGGUAUGUGCUGGUUACGCAUUUUGGUAUUUUGUUGGGUAUCAUUACAAAGAAGGAUAUUGUCAGGGCAGUGCGCAUGCAGUCGAGGAAUAACUAUGGUCGGCCCUCACUGAUCAGUCUGAUCUCUCGCAGCUCUCUGACCCGCCGGUGGACUGGAUCGCCCCGCACUCACAGCGGCCAGCCGAGCCAGCCUGCCAGGUCUUUGGCCGCGCUGUCUUCGGAAUCCCAUGUUUUGUGAUCAAUGCAAUGCAAUUGAAAAUUUUAUUGAUUCGACGAGAGAUCAGAGCUUUUAAAGUUUUGCGUGGUCUGUGGCUUGCAAUGAAAUCAAGUUUGAAGCUAAUUUGGUCUGACCAAUCACAAAGCAAUAAAAUAAACGAACGCGUUUUUUGCGUUUUGUAUUAUUUACGCGUGCGUAUGCGCGUAUUUUGUAUGCGUGUUUUUUUUGACGACGAUAGGCGGUUGAAGGAACCCGCAGCAGCAGCAGCGAACAGCAAAUAAAAAAGUGCAACGUUUACUUUUAGU
Molecule: messenger RNA, 2868 nt
Organism: Kickxella alabastrina
Lineage: Eukaryota; Fungi; Kickxellomycota; Kickxellomycetes; Kickxellales; Kickxellaceae
Product: chloride channel
Exons: 5
Coding region: 122-2584 (820 amino acids)
Biological process (GO): transmembrane transport; chloride transport
Cellular component (GO): membrane; early endosome; Golgi apparatus
Molecular function (GO): voltage-gated chloride channel activity
Source: RefSeq, a predicted model, not a curated record